AUGGAAUUGAAGGAUAAAAAUUUUGAUGAAUAUCAAAAACAAAUAUAUGGACUUUCUUUAAUAUAUAGAAUUAAAGUUAAAGUUAUCAAGGACAUCAUUAAUGAACGAUUUAUGAAUCUCUAUAAAUCUUCAAACUUUCCCCACCAUAAUAUUGAACAAAUUUCUCAUGGAAAUAUUGAAGGAAAUUAUCAAAUUAACAAUCCGAUGUCUUUUGUUAAUAAUGAAAAUUUAUAUGGAAAUAAUUUUGAUUAUCAUCAAUUAAAUUUAAAUCAGUUUAUUGGAGGAAAUAAUCAAAAUACUGAAAUAAAUUAUUUAAAUAAUUUAAUUGGUAAUCAAAAUGUGGUUAAUGAACAAAUUCACAGUCCGGCAAAUAAUAUUAGAAAUAAGCAAAGUUUAGAUAUUGAUACUUCAAACAAUGAACUUAUGAAAGUAGUGGAAAGCAGUAAGGUAAAUAAAAAAUGUUUUUAA
This is a messenger RNA of Meloidogyne enterolobii, 468 nucleotides long. The record is from the annotation of a GenBank genome assembly. Lineage: Eukaryota; Metazoa; Nematoda; Chromadorea; Rhabditida; Meloidogynidae.